AUGGCUCCGACCCUGCCGCGUUUCGCGCUCGGGAGAGCGGCUGCGACUGCCCCGACUGCCAUGAGUGCAGCGUUUGAUUCCCUGCUUCAAGCUUGCCUCCGAAUUCUCACUUUCUGCCUUCCGAUCUCCCUUUCUUGCCUCCCUGUUCCGAUCUUCCCUUCCCUCUUUCCCCAUUUCCCCUUGCCUUCCCGCAUCCCCAAUUCCCCUUUCCUCCACCGCAAUUCCCCUUCCCGUGUCAUGAUUACCCCUUCCCGCCUCCCCGGUUUUCCUUCCCGCCGCGCAUUUCCCCUUUCCGCCUCCCCGAUUCCCAUUCCCGCUCCCGGUAUCCCAUUCACACAUUUGCGUUUCCCCUUCCCGCACCCCAUUUCCCCUUCCCGCCUCCCCGUUUCGCAUUCCCGCUCUCCCACAUUCGCGUUUCCCCUUCACGGUCCCCAUUUCCCCUUCCCACCUCCCCGUUUCCCCUUCCCGCUCCCCGUUUCCCCUUCCCGCUCCCCGUUUCCCCUUCUCGCUCCCCGUUUCCCCAUCCCACCUUCCCGUUUCCCCUUCCCGCUCCCCAUUAUCCCUCCCCGCCUCCCCGUUUCCCCUUCUCGCCCCCUCGUUUUCCCUACCCGCCUCCCCGUCUCCCUCUCGUUUCUCCACCUUCUCCCUCUCGAUUCCCCCCUUCCCCCUCUCGUCUACCCCCCUCCCCCCUCUCAUGUCCCACCUUUCUCCUUCUCAUUUUUCCCCAUUCUCCGUCUCAUCCCCCCCCCCCCCCCCCCCCCCUUCUCAAGCUCACCUACCCCCUUUCUCCCUCUUAGCUCCUCUCUUCCUACGCCCUGCUUCCCCCUUUACUCUCUCGUCCCUACACCCUUCAUUCCCCUCUCCGCUCUCUGCCUUAUACCCUUCUACCUCCUUUCCCCUCUCUGUCUUACACCCCUCUUGAUUUAUUCUCCACUCUGCCUGACUCCCUUCUUCCACCUUUCCCCUCUCUACUCCACACCCUUCUUCUCCCACCAUGCGUUCUCCCCCUUAUAUCCUGCUAAACCCCAUUUCCCUCUCUUCCCUACACCCUGCUUCCCCCUCUCUCUUCUCUGCCUUACGCCCUGCUUUCCCCUUUCCCCUAUCUUCCCUACACCCUUCUUCCCUCUUUCUACCCGCGCUGCUUCCCUUUUUCCCUAUCUCCCUUUCCCUCUUUCACCCUGCUUCUCCCGUACCCUGCGACGUGGCGCUAAGUGGGAAAGGCGCGCAGCGGGUGAGGAGCCAAGCGGGAGAGGCCACCUAGCGAGUGUUGAGAGUGGCGGCGUGGCCAACGCAUGA
Messenger RNA from Closterium sp. Naga37s-1, 1296 nucleotides. Lineage: Eukaryota; Viridiplantae; Streptophyta; Zygnematophyceae; Desmidiales; Closteriaceae. The record is from the annotation of a GenBank genome assembly.